AUGUGCCUUGGCGAGGUGCCCGUGGAAUCACGCCCAGGCGAGGCAAAGGAGAAGCCGGCAACGACUUCUGAUGUGGAUGAGUCAGAUGAUGACGCCUGGAAACGCUGGCUGGCUUACUUCCACGAGACAGACCAGCUGGAGGAGAGCAUGGGAAAAGUGAAUGAGGCGUUGGAGGAGGCAGUGGCACGGGAGCAGUACGAGGAGGCAACUGAGCUGAAGGCCAGGCUGGAGGAGAUUGAGGGGAGGGACACAGUGAGGAUGGUGAACAAGGCGCUCAAAGCGGCUGUGGCCGAGGAGCGCUUCUCCGACGCCGCCCGGCUGCGUGACGAGGGACUCGUGGGCCUCCAGGGCUGGUGGGUGGCCCGCACGCCUGACGACCCCACAGGCAAGAUCGUCCACAUCAAGUCUGAGUUUGGUCGCUACACGGGUCGGGCCUUCACCCCAAGAGACAUCGCUGAGGCCAACGGAUUCACAGACCGCAGCCUGGGCUCCCCCAUGUUUGGGGAAGAGUCACCCUCAACGUCGCUUGAGGAGUCGGGGGCCCUUGUGCUGGAGGUUUUCUUGCGGGAGGAGGCCAACGGGUCGAUGGGCCACCGGGCGUGUGCGUUGCGGGGACCGCACCCGGAAGAGAACGCGGACGGGUCGCUGUCAUUGGGGGAGGUGGGCGAGAGCGUGGUGGUGGAGAGCGAGAAGGAUGAAGGCGGGAACAUCGUGAAGAUGUCUGUGACAUUUGUCAAGGAUUCUGACGAGGAAGGGCGGGACUUGCGGACAGAUCCCCAGGAGGCGCCAACGUCCCUAUUGUUGGAAGAGAAUGAGCCAUCGCCCAUCGUCGCCUCCGAACUAGGUGCGGAUCUCUCCGACCUCAACCUGGACUCAUUGACCGAUGACGAGGCAGAGUACCACGUGAGGGUCCCUGCAGAGCUGCGCUGGCGCGACAGGGACCACUUCGUGGUGCAGGUGGCGGGCGGUGAGAGGAGCACCACGGAGGGGCCGCAGACGGAUGAGCUGGUGUUUGGGGACUCGACACUUGGCGGGAACCUAGACAAGGGGAUAGAGCUGCAGAUUGCCGGUGCAAGGCCAACAUCCCUUGGAGACAUAAUCAGCUCACAAGCAAGCUCAUCGACUGAUGUCCUGGAGGAGCUGAUGGCAGUGCUGAAAAAAAUGCAUCUAGCCAAGACAGGGAAGAACCUGGCUGUGGACUUGGGCCAGAUCGUGAGUGCCCUCGGCAACUUGAUCGGCACGAAUGACUUCGAUGUGCAUGCAGUGGCCAAGGUGGCCCAGCUGUUGCUGACGAACAUGGGCCAGGAACUGAGCUUCGAGGGCGAAGUAACGUUCUCCCGGAUACCCACUGACCACGCGAAGACAGACCCAUUCUGUGGCCUGUAUCUGGGGGCUUUUGGACCCCAUGGCCCUGAGCUGCUGCUGCUCCGGCGGUCACUGUGGGACGAUGGCGAAGAGUGCAUUCAGGGCAUCAAGCUGACAGGGGACGUCAAUGUGCCUGCGGGAGAGGUGUCCUUCAGGGUGAAAGUGGGCCGCAAGCACCGCCUGGAGUCCCGGGGCGUGUACCCUGAGGACCUGGGCAUCGUCGCCCGGUACCAGGGCCAGGGCCGUGUCGCGGAGCAAGGCUUCAGGGAACCCCACUGGGUGGAGGGGGAGCUGCUGCAGUUCUCAUCAGGAGGGGCACCAGGCCACAGGCUCACAGGCGGGGCGCAGCUGGGCUUCGUGUGGGCUGUGCCUGGCACGCGGCGGUUCCUCAUACUACUGAAUCGGAUGACCCUGCCCGAGUCCUGA
Ostreobium quekettii is the source of this 1791-nucleotide messenger RNA. Lineage: Eukaryota; Viridiplantae; Chlorophyta; Ulvophyceae; Bryopsidales; Ostreobiaceae. The record is from the annotation of a GenBank genome assembly.